AUGGCCGACCCACAACCUAGCAUCACUUCUAUCCUGGCAGCUUUAGCAGCGCAGCGACCUAAUGCGACCCCUCCGCAAAAUCAGCAGCCUGCUUACCAGCCUCCUCCUCAACAACAGUCAAAUCCUUAUGUACAACCUGGGUAUUCUCUGCCCCAACCUACAAACUCAGGCAGUGUCGAUCUCAGCGGCAUCAAACCCGUAAACUCUGGAACUGUCAGUAUACAAGAUGCCAUCGCAAAAGCAAAGGUGAUUGCUGCUGAGAAGGGCGUCUCAUACGACAGAGCUCCAUCUUAUGGUGCACCACACCCGCCCAUGCCUUCCGGUAGACCAUACAGUCCACGAUCUAGAUCUAGAUCCCCACAGCCAACACGUCGCGAUCCUUUCCGUGAUAAUUUCAACCCAUAUCGCGAUGAACGACGAGGCCCACCGGGAAGAGAAUAUCGAGAACGUUCAUUCUCUCCCGUAGCACGAGGCAGAGGACCACCCGAUACCUUCCCACCUCCACAUGUGGGCGCAGGUGGUUAUGCUCGCGAACGCUCUCCAAUACGCGGUGCAGAAGAUACCACCGAAUCAAUCUCAAUCGAGUCGAAUCUUGUAGGAUUGAUCAUUGGUAGACAAGGCGAGAAUUUAAGAAGAGUGGAAUCAGAGACCGGCUGUAGAGUACAAUUUAUUACUGGUCCCGACGAAACCGGUCCUUUCAGAACCUGCAAAAUCACUGGCCCUCGUGCUCGCAGAGCAGAUGCUAAAGCUGAAAUUACUCGCAUCAUCGAUGAUAGUGGUUUGGGCCCGAUUUCAGACCGACCUCCAAGAGAACAAAAUGUUACAAGAGACUCAUCGCACCAACCAGCAUUGAGAGAUGGCGAGGAUAGUAUGCAGAUCAUGGUUCCCGAUAGAACAGUCGGUCUUAUUAUUGGCCGUGGUGGAGAGACUAUCAGAGAUCUUCAAGAGCGAAGUGGUUGCCAUGUCAAUAUUGUUGGAGAGCAGAAGAGCGUUAAUGGACUGCGACCUGUCAACCUCAUAGGUACUCAAGAGGCUGCCGCCAUGGCCAAAGACUUGAUCAUGGAGAUUGUCGAGAGCGAUAGUAAGAGCGCACCAAAAGAGCGCGCGCCCGCUCCAAGAGAGAACACUCGUGACGCAGGCUAUGGAGGUGGUGGUGGUGGCGGUGGUUAUGCUAGCGGCGGAGGUCAAGGAGACAAGAUCAAUGAUUCUAUCUUUGUACCUUCCGAGGCCGUAGGCAUGAUCAUCGGCAAAGGUGGAGAGACGAUCAAAGAGAUGCAAACCACGACCGGUUGCAAGAUUAAUGUAACCCAGUCUUCCGGACCAGGUGAGGUCGAACGUGAAAUCGGUCUUGUAGGUUCCCAGCAAGCUAUAGCAGCUGCCAAGCGAGCUAUCGAGGAUAAAGUUGAGGCUGUGCAACAGAAAAACAAUGGCGGAGGUGGUGGUGGUCAUCGUAACAACCGUGGUCAACAAAAUCAACAGAAUGACUAUGGAGACCGUGGAUAUUCUCAACAACAAUAUUCUCAGCCACAGGGACAACAAGGACACCAAGUACAACAAGGACAACAAGCACCUCCAGCUGGUGCUGAAGACCCUUAUGCACAAUAUGGUGGAUAUGAAAACUAUGCCCAGCUUUGGUAUCAAGCAAUGGCCGCGCAAGGUGCGCAAGGUCAAAGUGAUCCAACCAAACCGCCAGGAACGUCGUAA
Molecule: messenger RNA, 1704 nt
Organism: Sclerotinia borealis F-4128
Lineage: Eukaryota; Fungi; Ascomycota; Leotiomycetes; Helotiales; Sclerotiniaceae
Source: the annotation of a GenBank genome assembly